GUGAGUUUUUUUCCCCUCCAACUCGUGUGGUCGGCGUCAUAAGAGAACGGAGAAACGUGGACGUUGGUACCUGUUUUUGAUGUCAAAUGUUUUAUUUAUCAGAGUCUGCGGUCUGACAGCGAUUAAGAUACAUUUAAUUAAAAUAGUCCAGUCGGAAACGCGUAUUUGAAAAAUGACGGAACAGUCCGCGUUGUUGCUACGUAAACAAUUAGCAGAGUUGAACAAAAACCCAGUGGAAGGCUUCUCUGCGGGUCUUGUGGAUGACAAUGACAUCUUUCAGUGGGAAGUGGUCGUCAUCGGACCCCAAGACACGCUAUUCGAAGGGGGGUUCUUCAAAGCCACAUUAUCCUUUCCCCGGGAUUAUCCUUUAAGGCCUCCCAAAAUGAAGUUCGUCACUGAAAUCUGGCAUCCAAACGUUGCAAAAAAUGGUGACGUGUGCAUCUCUAUCCUCCAUGAACCCGGAGAGGACAAGUUUGGCUAUGAGAAACCAGAAGAGCGCUGGCUGCCAAUCCACACUGUGGAGACCAUCAUGAUCAGUGUCAUCUCCAUGUUGGCAGACCCAAAUGGAGACUCCCCCGCCAACGUUGACGCGGCGAAAGAGUGGCGUGACGAUCCAAAGGGCGUUUUUAAGAAAAAGGUUGCACGUUGUGUGCGAAAAAGUCAAGAGAUGGCGUUUGACUGAUUUUUUGUAUUUUUAUUUUUUGCAAUUUUGGGGAUUGAACAAAAAGCUCAGCCGUGAGGUAGAACAGAGUCCACUACUGACUGACCCAUCAAUGAAAUACUUUGAUUGAGGAUUCAAGAUGCUACAACUCCAUGUACAUACAUCAGAUUAUUAUCCCCUCUCCCUUUUCUAACCAGUUACUUUAUAUAAACCUAUUUAUUUUUGGAAGGAGAACCAGUCAAGAUGCUUUUGGGGGGCGGGUUUACUUCUGCCACACUGAGCCAUACAGCCUACAGUGCCUCAAUAAUUAAAAAAAAAAAAAAUAACCGAGGGCUUGUUUGUGGGAGGAAAAAAGAAUAAAGGAAAUGCAAACAUUAAUGCGGGGAAGAUGCAUCUAGGAGGCAUGGUAGCUGUGUCGUACUUCGAAGUGGACAGUUUCUGUAUGUGUGAAGAAUAAAGUAAACAUGGUUCAAUAUUA
Doryrhamphus excisus (bluestripe pipefish) is the source of this 1139-nucleotide messenger RNA. Its product is annotated as ubiquitin-conjugating enzyme E2 G1. NCBI's taxonomy places the organism in Eukaryota, Metazoa, Chordata, Actinopteri, Syngnathiformes, Syngnathidae. The record is from RefSeq and is a predicted model, not a curated record.